AUGGCAAGGAUCCUGGAGGGCCAAGAAGGGGUCGCCAACAUGAUAGAUGACAUUCUGGUUUUUGGACGCACCCGCCAGGAGCAUGACGCCAGACUGAGCCAGGUGCUAUCUCGCCUUGCAAAAGCAGGCAUCAUAUUGAACGAGGACAAGUGUCGCUUUGGGGUAUCUGAGGUCUCCUUCCUUGGUGUUGUCGUCUCAGCUAAGGGUAUCAGGCCGGAUCCAAGCAAGGCUGAAGCGGUCAAAGCUAUGGAAGCUCCCACAGACGUCGCCGGUGUUAGAAGACUGCUUGGAAUGGUGAAUAAUCUCGCCAGAUUCCUGCCACACAUCUCGGACGUCACAGCACCCAUCAGAGCCUUGCUGAACAAGUCUGCGAGUUGGGUGUGGCAGCAUGAGCAAGAGGCAGCAUUCAAGAAGGUCAAAGAACUCUUGACAUCAGACAGGUGCAUGGCCAAGUACCACCCGUCGUUCGACGAGUUUGUCUGUGGCAUCACCUUCGACGUCGAGACAGACCACCUGCCUCUCGUCUCACUUCUGGGCAAGAUGGAACUGGACAUGUUGCCGCCUCGUAUUCAGAGACUACGGCUCAAGACAAUGCAGUACCAGUUUCGCAUGCUGCACGUGCCAGGAAAACUGUUAGCAACAGCAGAUACCUUAUCACGUAUCACCCACAAGGCAUCCACUCCUGUAGACACGGUGGAACUCUUCGCAGCACAAGUAGUCGGCUGCAUGUCGGAAGUCUUGCCACUCCGCCCUGAAGAUGUACGACAGGCACAAGAAUCCGAUGCAGAGUGCAAGGCCCUCAUCUCCUUCUGCCAGCAAGGUUGGCCACGAAAGACCAAGCUACCUCUGCAUGUGUCGAAGUAUGCCUCCGUGGCAGACGAGCUCUCUGUCUGCGAUGGUAUCCUGCUGAAAGGCCCCCGGAUCGUCAUCCCAUCAUCUCUUCGGCCGGCGGUCUUGACGCUGUUGCACGAAGGCCAUCAGGGCAUCAACAGGACCAAAGCCCUAGCUCGGGAGUCUGUUUGGUGGCCAGGUAUCUCAGCAGACAUCGCCUCUCUCGUCACCAACUGCGAACAGUGCACUUCCACCCGGGUGAGCCUUGCAGAACCCCUAGUCUCCACAGCUCUACCUGGACGUCCCUGGGAAUUUCUCGGAAUGGACUUGUUCCAUCUCAAUGGCCAGACGUUCCUCCUGGUGGUGGACUACUACUCGAGGUUUCCCGAGGUGGUGACCCUGAGAAGCACUACAGCUCGGGCAGUCAUCGAUGCUCUCAAAAGCAUCUUCGCACGCCACGGAAUCCCACAAGACGUCAGGUCGGACAACGGCCCACCAUUCUCGUCGCAAGAGUUUGCGGCAUUUGCAGCGUCUUAUGGCUUCAACCAUGCGACCAGUAGCCCACACUACGCCCAGUCAAACGGAGAGGCAGAGAGGCUGGUACGGACAGUCAAGGACCUGUUCCGCAAGUCCAAAGACCCUCACCUCGCUCUGCUCAGUUAUCUGGACACUCCGGGAGUCGAUGGCUUCAGUCCAGCCCAGCUGUUGAUGGGACGUCAGCUGAGAACCAGAGUCCUGAAGCAAAACUCCCAGCUAUGUCCCAACUGGCCGCCUAAGAAAGAUGUCGUCGCCAAGGAUGUAGCCUACAAGCGCAAGCAGACAGACGACUACAAUAGGCAUCACGGAGCUCGAGACCUGCCACCUCUCCAAACGGGUCAGCGUGUGUGGGUGCGCCCUGAUCAAGUGCAAGCUACGGUCCUCAGCCCGGGGCAAAGGCCAAGAAGCUACGUGGUUGAAACAGACCGAGGUGUUCUACAGCGCAACCGACGUCACCUAGUGCCUUUCGUGCCUUCCGCCUCCGGUGAGGAAUCGCUGCCAACAGCUGCACAGCAACCAUCGCCACCGCAGCAAGUUCUUCAGGAACCUCAGCCUGCCAACAGCGUGGGACCUGCGAUCCCCCAAGGGCAGCCUUUGCAACAUUCCCCAGCAGCCAGGGACAGUAGUGAUGGUGUUACACGAACCCGUUACGGCCAGCGCGUUGUUCCACCGCGCCGUUUGAACUUGUGA
Messenger RNA from Rhipicephalus sanguineus (brown dog tick), 2058 nucleotides. RefSeq lists its product as uncharacterized. Gene Ontology annotation, biological process: DNA integration. The transcript is spliced from 2 exons. Lineage: Eukaryota; Metazoa; Arthropoda; Arachnida; Ixodida; Ixodidae. Gene Ontology annotation, molecular function: nucleic acid binding. The coding region runs from base 1 to 2058 and encodes 685 amino acids. The record is from RefSeq and is a predicted model, not a curated record.